AUGGCAACCCCUGAAGGUACUGACUUGAAAGACGUCGACACCCAGUUGGAGACUCUCAUUCCAAUCGAAGAUCUUCAACAGGAGCAUGACAGCUGCUUUGGAUACCAAGAGGAACUCCAAAAGCUCAAUGGCGAGCCCACGCUGUGGCCAAGCUUCUGGGAGCAAUACUUAAGCAGCAUACAUGAAAACGCUACCCUUUCCAAGAUCGAGAAAUUCCAGUACCUGGGAUCUCUUCUCGUUGGACGGGCGUCUGCUGCGAUUGAGGGACUCCAGGCCACGGAAGCUUGCUAUGAUGAUGCAUUGGAGUUGCUGAAAAAACGUUUUGGUGAUAGACAGAAGAUAGAACACGAGUAUUUCUCCCGUCUGCGUCAACUUUCCCAUAUUCGCUCUUCGCACGAUACUGAUGGACUGAGGAAGAUGUAUGAUCAGACCCAGUCUAGUAUGCGGGGAUUAAACUCUCUCGGAAUAACUGCUGGAAGUUACGCAGCGAUGAUGAACGACAUUCUCCUGAACGCGUUGCCACAGGACAUGGUUUUGGACUACCAUCGUAGGAAACAGCAACAACCAGCACAGCUCGAAAACUCCGAAAAACAGUUAGAGGAUCUCCUCGAUUUUCUCUAG
Messenger RNA from Ornithodoros turicata, 621 nucleotides. RefSeq lists its product as uncharacterized. The coding region runs from base 1 to 621 and encodes 206 amino acids. Lineage: Eukaryota; Metazoa; Arthropoda; Arachnida; Ixodida; Argasidae. The record is from RefSeq and is a predicted model, not a curated record. The transcript has 3 exons.